AUGCAAUUUACAGUAAAACAUCUAUCAUUGGACAAACAGAGAGAAGAAAUUGAAUUGAAGAAAAAGUUACCCGAGUAUUUAGAAAGGAAUUAUAAAUGUCAGGACUGUGGUUUAGGAUUUAUUAGUGAAGAUGUCUUUGAAGAGCAUAUGAUGAAGCAUUCAGAGUCAAACGGCGCGAAUAUUUGCGAUGUAUGCAAAUUAAGAUUCAAAACGAAGACUGUAUUAACGCAACACAUACUACUACACUCCCGCGUGUUCCUCUGUAAUAAAUGCGGUGUUCAUAUUAAGAAAUGGUCUCACGCACACACACAUAGAUACAAGUGCUGGGAAGUUUGUGUGUCUGUGUGUGUGUAUUGUAGGAAAGUGUUCGACAAUAAACACUCCUUGGAUGUACAUAUAAGAGGUGUACAUAAGAAUAUUAAGAAAUACGUUUGUGAUGAAUGCAAACGACUUUUUGGUACAAAACAACGUUUGCGGGUGCAUAUGAGAUCUCACACCGGCUCGAAACCGUUCCUAUGUGAGUGUGGUCGUAAAUUCACGACUAAAUCGAAUCUAAAGUCUCAUCAGAACGUGCACAGCAGUUCAAGAGAACAUUACUGCGUUGAAUGUAACAAAUAUUAUAAGAGUGAGAGGGGCUUGAAGAAACAUUACAGAGAGACGGUGAAACACGGGGCGUGUGGCGAGAUCCCCUGUUCCCAGUGUAAUGAUUCAUUUCAUUCGGUCACCGCCCUCGCCUCUCAUGUACGAGUCAAACACUCCACAGAGUACACGUGCGGUGAAUGUAAUAAGAACAUGAAUUCUCGUUUAAUAUUCGCCAUUAUUUCGUCAGCGUGUUGGUCAGCCUUCCAACACGGCUACAACACAGGAGUCUUAAACACGCCGCAAUAUGUAAUGACGAAAUGGUUGAGCGAGGAUGUCCUAUCUACGUCAAACUCAACUUUGGGGGUCAAUGACCCCAGGGUGAGCACGGUGUGGUCGAUUGUGGUGUCAAUAUACUGUGUGGGUGGUAUGAUAGGUGGCACCAUCACUGGCUUCGUGGCUGACAGAUUUGGUAGAAAAGGUGGUCUAUUAUUAAAUAAUGUCCUGGUUUUCAUCGCUGUUGCUCUUGAAGCGUUUGCCAAGAUGGCAUCCUCAGUGGAGAUGCUGAUAUUGGGACGUCUUAUAAUAGGUGUUAACAACGGUCUGAACGCUGGCCUAGCUCCGAUGUAUUUGUCAGAAAUAUCACCGGUCUCUCUGAGAGGAUCCAUUGGUACAGUCUAUCAGCUGGUCAUCACUAUAUCGAUCCUGUUGUCUCAAGUGUUGGGUCUCAACUCGGUCCUAGGCACCGAGCAGUGGCCCUGGCUCCUGGCAAUACCUGUCAUACCCGCUGUACUACAAUGUUGUAUGUUGAGGAUGUGUCCGGAGUCACCUAAAUAUCUCCUGCUUAACAAAGGAGCGGAAUUACGGGCUCAAAGAGCUCUUAAUUACUUGAGAGGAGAUGUGGCUGUUCACGGUGAGAUGGAAGAAAUGCGUCAAGAGGCGGAGAAGAAUAAAGUGAGUAAGAAAGUGACUCUACAUGAGUUAUUCCGUGCUCGUGAGCUCCGACAGCCGCUAAUAGUAGCAGUGGUUGCUAUGAUUGCUCAGCAGUUCUCCGGAAUCAACGUCGUCAUAUUCUUCUCCACGGAAAUAUUCACCGCGGCUAACUUAAGCCCUACGCAGAGCCAGUACGCUACUCUGGGUAUGGGUGCCAUGAACGUGUUGAUGACGCUGGUUUCUCUCCUCCUUGUGGAAGUCGCUGGCAGAAAGACCUUACUCCUUGCAGGAUUUGGGGGCAUGUUCAUGUGUACUGUGGGACUCUGCGUCGCCAGCUUAUAUACGAGCCACACGUGGGUGUCGUACCUGUGCAUCGUGCUGGUCAUCUUGUUCGUGGUCACUUUCGCGGCGGGCCCCGGCUCCAUACCCUGGUUCCUCGUUACUGAGUUAUUCAACCAGUCUUCCCGCCCGGCCGCCUCCUCCGUGGCUGUCACUGUAAACUGGACAGCCAACUUCAUCGUCGGACUAAGUUAUUUACCGCUCGCAUCGGUCCUACAGUCCAACACAUUCAUCAUCUUCGCGGUGCUUCAGUUCAUCUUCAUCAUCUUCAUCGCGGCCAAGGUCCCGGAGACCAAGAACAAGACCACCGAAGAAAUAACGGCCAUGUUCAGGCAGCAGAUGUAG
Molecule: messenger RNA, 2196 nt
Organism: Danaus chrysippus (African queen)
Lineage: Eukaryota; Metazoa; Arthropoda; Insecta; Lepidoptera; Nymphalidae
Source: the annotation of a GenBank genome assembly